GUGACGCUGCCCUCCGCGGUCCUUUUAUUCAGGCGGCUGCCAAGCUCGCGCACAGGGCUCGUGGAGAAGUCGGUGACAGGAGCUCGGCGUCCUCGGGAAGGCGAAGAUUGAUUGGGCGGUGGUUGCCUGCAGUGACUAAUAUCGCCGCUGGGUGUCGUCAUUGUUUGUUUUUUGUGGACCUGCCCGCUAGAGAGCGCCGUCUAUCUGCGUCCGAGUUGAACGUUUGUCGCACAGGUGAACAGAUCUGCAGCACAGCUGAACAUGGCAGCCGCUGAAGACAUCCAGGUCAAGGAGCUCGACAAGCGGGCCUCCGGCCAGGCGUUCGAGGUCAUCCUAGGUGCUCCCGCCCCCGAUGCUAAAGGAGACUUCCCCCUGUCUCCUCCCAAAAAGAAGGACGUCUCCCUGGAGGAGAUUCAGAGAAAGCUGGAUGCCGCAGAGGAGAGACGCAAGAACCAUGAAGCCGAGGUUCUGAAGCACCUAGCUGAGAAGCGAGAGCACGAAAAGGAGGUGCUACAGAAAGCAAUGGAGGAGAACAACAACUUCAGCAAGAUGGCUGAGGAGAAGCUCAACCAGAAGAUGGAGGCCAACAAGGAGAACCGCACCGCCAUCAUGGCAGCCAUGAACGAGAAGUUCAAGGAGAAGGACAAGAAGUUGGAAGAGGUGCGAAAGAACAAAGAGACCAAAGAUCCCAACUCGGAAGAGGGCACCUCAGAAAACUGAAGGCUGCGGAUGGGGGGAGGGGGGUGUACAGGGUUUUUUACGUAUCCAAAGAUGGAUUUAUUUUUCGUUCAGCCAGUAUUUUGUUUUUCUGUGCUCACCUUUUUGAGACGAGAGAUCCACUCUGUGAAGGUUUUUCCAAUUCUCCUGCUUGAAGUGUAUCUGCGCUGUUCAUAUUCAUGUGCACCCCCCCCCCCCCCCCCCCAGCCCCUUUGCUAUCAUCUGACAUGUAGCUUGUUUCAUGCAGCUUUAAAAAAACAAAAAAAAAAGAAAACCCAAAAGAAAUUAGUGUUAUCCUGUUGGGAAGCAUGUUUCUAUGCAUCUGCCUUUUACUUCCACCCGUUUCAUAUUUGAAGAUGGCGUUUUUUUGUUUUUUUUUUUGGCGCGCAUUCUACACUCAAAGUAGCACAAAGUUGGAUGAGGCGUCGGCUGUUUCACAAGUGUUUCUAGUGCUAAGGUUGCUCCUGCCGCUCAUGCUUGUGCUCUUUCCUCUCCUGAUCCCACUCCCCCUUUGAUCAUUGCUUUUUGUAUUUAAAAAAAUGACAAAAAAAAAGCUGUGAAUUAACAUGCAAGUCGAGGAGGAUCAUCACUCAGCAGGGGUCCAUGCAGGCAAAGAGCAAUACCCUCUGGCAUCUCACAACAAGUGUCUAUUUGACUGGAACUGUUGUACGAAAAUAAAAACAAACUCAACUCCUG
This is a messenger RNA of Oryzias latipes (Japanese medaka), 1413 nucleotides long. It is a transcript of the gene stmn1a, whose product is annotated as stathmin 1a. NCBI's taxonomy places the organism in Eukaryota, Metazoa, Chordata, Actinopteri, Beloniformes, Adrianichthyidae. Gene Ontology annotation, molecular function: tubulin binding. The record is from RefSeq and is a predicted model, not a curated record. Gene Ontology annotation, cellular component: cytoplasm; neuron projection. Gene Ontology annotation, biological process: neuron projection development; microtubule depolymerization; regulation of microtubule polymerization or depolymerization.